Molecule: messenger RNA, 2117 nt
Organism: Micropterus salmoides (largemouth bass)
Lineage: Eukaryota; Metazoa; Chordata; Actinopteri; Centrarchiformes; Centrarchidae
Gene: allc
Product: allantoicase
Exons: 11
Coding region: 211-1506 (431 amino acids)
Biological process (GO): allantoin catabolic process
Molecular function (GO): allantoicase activity
Source: RefSeq, a predicted model, not a curated record
ACUAACAGUUUGAAUGUGUUAAUAGUGUAUUAACAGAACUAGAGCUUCAUUCACUCAGUCUAAAUAAACAGCCUGCUGUUUGUGAGUGAGCAGCCGGUGAACUUUGUCCUGCAGAACACAAGCUGCCUGACCGUCUGAUUCUUCAGGCUUCAGCAGGACGAGCUGCUGCUUUAACAUUUCUAUUCAUAGAAACCUGAGUAAAAACUCAACAUGGCAGAGAGGAGAGCAGCAGUGAAGACAGCAGUGGAGCCGGACUUCCUGCAGUUUAAUGAUCUGGCCUGUGAGACGGUCGGUGGGAAGGUUAUUUUCGCUUCAGACGAAUGGUUUGCUCCCGCUGCCAACCUGCUGAAGACAGACUUGGUGCAGCAGCUGCUGGGUUGUCCUUGUGAGUUCUGUAAACAUCAUGAGCUUCGUUUCCCAACAUGUGAUGAGUGCGUGUCCGUACAGAGAGAGCCGCCACAGUUCAUCGCCUCGGCCUUCACCGAGUUCGGAAAGUGGAUGGACGGAUGGGAGACGAGGAGAAAGAGAAUACCUGGUCAGGACUGGUGCAUCGUCCAGCUGGGAGUACCUGGGCUGAUCUUCGGCUUCGACGUCGACACGUCCUUCUUCACUGGAAACCACUCGCCCUACGUCUCCAUCCAGGCCGGCUGUCUGGACAAACCACCGACCUUCGCUCUGGAAGGAGACCGAACCGGCAUGGCCGCCUCCGCCAGCCAGCUGGCUGCUGUCGCCAAGCUGGGCUCGGAGGCGUGGCCGGAGCUGGUGUGUGUGUCGGAGCUGAAGCCCGGAUACUCAGACUGCUGCCACAACUACUUCAGGGUCACCUUCAACCACAGAGUCACACACCUGCGCCUCAACAUGUACCCAGAUGGAGGGAUAGCCAGACUGCGAGUGUACGGCGUCGGGCAGAGAGACUGGUCAUCUGUCUCUCCCCACCAGGACGUCGACCUGGUGGCUCUGACCAAUGGGGGAGUCUGCCUCGGCUACAGCGACGCCCACUUUGGGCAUCCACGCAACAUGAUCGGUCUGGGCCGAGCUGUCAACAUGGCCGACGGCUGGGAAACGGCCCGCAGACUGGACCGACCCAAACACCUGAAGGCGGACCAGCAUGGGAUCCUGCAGGUACCCGGCUGGGAGUGGGCGGUGUUUCGUCUCGGUCAUCCUGGAGUGAUCAGCAGCAUCGAGGUGGACACCAACCACUUCAAAGGUAACUUCCCGGACUCUUGCAGGAUCGAGGCUUGUUCUUUAACCCCUGAGGAGGAAGCUCAGUGCAUCAGGACCAGGUGGAAUUCUGGGAAAUGGCAGGUCCUUCUUCCCCCUAGGAAACUUCGUCCUCAUCACAGACAUCUGUACAGCAAGGCCGAGCUGACCCUGAGCCAACCUGUCAGUCACAUCCGUCUUAUCAUCAGCCCUGACGGAGGAGUCAGCCGGCUCCGGCUCUGGGGGCGACCCACGCCGAUCGCUGCAGCUCCGGCCAAUCAGCAGAGGCCGGCGUCCAAACUCUGAACCUCCCAUCACUCGUCCUCCAUCACACAAACGCUGAAAAGAUUUAAUGUUUCUGAUCUAUGUUUGAUGAUGUUCACAAAUCGGAGCAGAAAUGCAACGUAAACAUCUGUGACAGUCUGAUGGUCAUUAAUGCUUAAAUAGUAAAAUAAACACAGCACAUCCCACAACGCUGCGAGACAAAGAUUAUGACUUGAUGGCAUCAUUAUUAUUUUACCAAUUCAUCGUUUGGUUUAUUAGAUUUAACAUUUCUAAGAACUGUGAAAAAUGUCCAUCCAAGAGUCCAAUGUGGCAUCUUUUAAUGUCCCACAAAUUUCAGUUUACUGAGACAUAACAUAAAGAAAAACAGGAAAUCUGAGACACUGAAGAAAAAGGAAACAGAAUACAUUUGAAGGGUUUGCCCCAAAAAUGACAUUUCUGAUGCCAACGGGUGUUGACCCAUGCGUCCAUAUGUGAUGACUUGGAAGUGAGAACGGGUUGGUUGGAACAAAAAAAAUGAUGAAGUGUUGGAAUAGCCUGGUAUCAUAUGAAUAACAUUAUGUAUGAAAAUAUGAAAUAAUGGAAAAUAACUAAAUAUAUUGUCAAUAAAUGUGUCAGACAAUAUUUGAACUUUG